CUUCCUGCAGGCUCCUGGGGACUCAGAGGAGCUUCCCAGCAGCUUCUACUGAAGCCAGUCCCCAACUAUGGCCGGGGAAUUUGGGUGGCAGGAUACGCCAUGAAGUUGUUUGCGGCCUGCCAGUAAACCCAAAGCAGAAGAAUAAGAAGAAGUGACGUCAGCGGGUUCAUUUGCGUAAUCUUCCCUCAGGAACUUAUUCUGGUGUGAACGCGAUCUGCUCUUUAGUUCCAUGAACUAACUUUGCUUAUCAGGUGACUUUCCUCCAUACUUUUAGAAUGUCUGAAAUGAAAUGGAAUGUAGAAUACUUUGAAAUUGAAUGUAGAAUACUUUGAAAUGGAAUGUAGAAUGUGUCGGUAUAGACCAAAGCACAUUCCGGAAUGUUCUCUGGUUAAAUAGCUACACAACUUAUUUGCAGUUUGUGCAGGACGAUAACAAGCCAGGUUUUAUCCCAGCCACAUCGAGUUCACAUUAUCAGUAAGAAGCAGCUAUUUCUUCACGAUGAAUAAGAUGGACAGAGUAAGAUCAGUUUUCAACAAGACGUUCAACAAGUCUCGAUGGCUCCGAAAGAAUUGUCCAUCUGAGGACAGUUCUGUUGAGGAGGAGAUCAAGGAGGAAAUUGAGGAGGAAAUCCUGGAGGAAACCAUGGCGGAGGUGCAGGAAACCAUGGAGGAGGUGCAGAAAACCAUGGAGGAGGGGCAGGAGUUUACAAACAAGGUGGAGGAGGAAGUUGAGGAGGUUCAAGAGGAUAUUAAGGAGCAGACCUCCAUCUCCAGCAACAGAGAAAACUACAGCGACACUUCCUUUGCUGAGGUAAGAAUUCAAUUCAGUGGCACACAUGUCUACAAUUACACUAAUGAAGACUGUAAAAAAGCUAAUACUCAACGCUUUAGUUUCUUUACUAAAGUUUUUCAAAAAAAUCAAUCAAAAUAGUAAAUCAUCUUUAAUGCAAUUGAUCACAGCAUACUUGUUCACACCCAUUGAUGCAGAGUUAACUCCACUUCUGUUUUCUUAAUAAAAAACACUGCACAUAGACGACACAAUAAUAAUUGUUUUAUGUUUCACAGACAGAGGACUCUGAAAGAUCUGAGAGAUAUGACAAAUCAUCUGGCCUUCAGGAAGCCCUGGAUGAGGAGAGAAAAGCCAAAGCAGAGGAGCAAACAAAAAGCAGCUCACUGCAG
Trematomus bernacchii (emerald rockcod) is the source of this 1178-nucleotide messenger RNA. Its product is annotated as probable inactive protein kinase DDB_G0270444. NCBI's taxonomy places the organism in Eukaryota, Metazoa, Chordata, Actinopteri, Perciformes, Nototheniidae. Bases 499 to 930 code for a protein of 143 amino acids. The record is from RefSeq and is a predicted model, not a curated record. The transcript has a single exon.